Molecule: messenger RNA, 9371 nt
Organism: Nyctereutes procyonoides (raccoon dog)
Lineage: Eukaryota; Metazoa; Chordata; Mammalia; Carnivora; Canidae
Gene: BOD1L1
Product: biorientation of chromosomes in cell division 1 like 1
Source: RefSeq, a predicted model, not a curated record
UCGCUUCCGGGGUUGCUCCGGAUCCGCUGGUUCCGUCACAACAUCCCGUUGGCUUCCCUCAGGCGGCGGGACCGGUGCAGUCGCCGCCUCCCCGGAGCGCCCGCCCGGGCCCGCGCCUUCCCCGGCCCAGGCCUCCAUGGCCACCAACCCGCAGCCGCAGCCGCCUCCUCCGGCGCCGCCGCCGCCGCCGCCGCAGCCGCAGCCGCCGCAGCCGCCGCAGCCGCCGCAGCCGCCGCCGCCGGGCCCCGGGACUGGCCCCGGCGCGGGCGCGGGCGCGGGCGCGGCGGGUGGCGCGGCGGGUGGCGCGGCGGGUGGCGCGGCGGGUGGCGCGGGGGCCGGCGCCGGGGACCCGCAGCUCGUGGCCAUGAUCGUGAACCACCUCAAGAGCCAGGGGCUCUUCGACCAGUUCCGCCGGGACUGCCUGGCCGACGUGGACACUAAGCCUGCCUACCAGAACCUGAGGCAACGUGUUGACAACUUUGUUGCGAACCACUUGGCAACUCAUACUUGGAGUCCCCACCUCAAUAAGAACCAGCUACGAAACAACAUUAGACAGCAAGUGCUCAAAUCAGGAAUGUUGGAGUCUGGUAUUGACCGAAUUAUUUCUCAGGUUGUGGAUCCAAAGAUCAACCACACAUUUAGACCUCAAGUGGAGAAAGCUGUGCAUGAGUUUUUGGCUACACUAAAUCACAAAGAGGAAGCAAGUGGCAGUACAGUCCCUGAUGAUGAGAAACCAGACUCUUCCAUCAUUACACAAGGUAUCCCAACUCCUGGACCCAGUGCUAAUGUAGCCAGUGAUGCCAUGUCAAUCUUGGAAACCAUAACUUCUCUUAACCAAGAAGCUAGUGCAGCCAGGGCUUCGACAGAAACAUCAAAUGCCAAGACCAGUGAGAGAGUAUCCAAAAAACUCCCUUCUCAGCCAAGCAUGGACACUAGUACUGAAAAGGAGAGAACUUCAGAGGACAUGGCCGAAAAAGAAAAAUCUGCAUCCGACUCUGCAGGGGAAGGACAGGAAACAGCCCCUAAGUCUGAAGAAUUUACUGAUCUCCCUUGUCCAGUUGAAGAAAUUAAAAAUCAUACAAAAGAGAGCAAUAGUUCAAUUCAGUUAAUUAAGGAGGUUCAACAGGAAAACAGUGACCAAAAAAACAAAUCAACAGACAAAGGUGAAAAGAAGCCAGAGAGCAAUGACAAAGGAGAAAGAAAGAAAGAAAAGAAGGAAAAGACUGAAAAGAAAUUUGAUCACUCAAAAAGGAGUGAGGAAUUACAAAAAGUGAAAGAGGAAAAGCAAGUAAAGGAAAAAGAAGUAGAGUGUUCAAAACUCCCUUCAGAAAAGAACAGUAAUAAAGCUAAAACCAUUGAAGGGACAAAAGAAGAUUGCUCUUUGAUAGAUUCUGAUGUGGAUGGACUUACAGACAUCACAGUUAGCUCUGUCCAUACCAGUGACCUCUCAUCUUUUGAAGAAGACACUGAGGAGGAAGUUGUAAUGUCUGAUAGCAUGGAAGAAGGAGAGAUUACAUCAGAUGAUGAAGAGAAGAACAAGCAGAACAAAACAAAAACUCAAACCAGUGAUCCCAGUGAAGGAAAAGCAAAAAGUGUACGGCAUGCUUAUGUUCACAAACCAUAUCUUUACUCAAAGUAUUACAGUGAUUCUGACGAUGAGCUUACUGUAGAACAAAGGCGCCAGUCAAUUGCUAAAGAAAAAGAAGAAAGGCUUUUAAGAAGGCAAAUUAAUAGAGAGAAACUUGAAGAAAAACGAAAGCAGAAAGCUGAAAAAACAAAGUCUUCGAAAGCUAAGAGUCAAGGCAAAAAUAGUGUGGACUUAGAAGAAUCAUCAACAAAGAGUUUGGAGCCUAAAACCCCCAGGAUUAAAGAAGUCCUUAAAGAACGGAAAGUUUUAGAGAAAAAGGUAGCCUUAAGCAAAAAAAGAAAGAAAGAUUCAAGGAAUGUUGAAGAGAAUUCUAAAAAGAAACUGCAAUCUGAAGAAGAUUCCAAAGAAACUCUCAAGACAAGUGAGCAUUGUGAAAAGGAAAAGGUAUCUUCUUCAAAGGAUCUGAAGCAUGUUCAUGCCAAAAGUGAACCAAGUAAACCUGCCCGGAGACUUUCAGAGUCUUUGCAUCCAGCUGAUGAAAACAAAAAUGAAUCCAAAAUAGAAAGAGAACAUAAAAGACGCACAUCUACCCCUGUUGUGGUGGAAGGGCCCCAAGAAGAGCCUGAUACAAGAGAUGGGAAAAGGCAAGUGGAACGGUCAGAAAUUGGCACAGAAGAGCCCCAGAAACAGAAAAGCACACUUAAAAACGAAAAGCAUCUAAAAAAAGAUGAUUCUGAAACCCCACAUAUGAAGAGCCUACCUAAGAAAGAGGCUAAAUCCUCUAAGGAGAAGCCUGAAAAAGAGAAGACUCUGUCAGAAGACAAAUUAUUUGUAAAACAUAAAUAUAAAGGUGACUGUCUGCACAAAACAAGUGAUGAGUCUGAGCUUCACUCUUCCGAGAAAAGUUUAAAAGUGGAUGAAAAUAUUCAAAAGCAAAGUCAACAAACCAAACUUUCUUCAGAUGAUAAAACUGAACGAAAAAGUAAACAUAAGAAUGAAAGGAAAUUAUCCAUCUUAGGCAAAGAUGGAAAGCCGGUUUCUGAAUAUAUUAUAAAAACAGAUGAGAAUGUUCGUAAAGAAAACAACAAAAAAGAGCGGCACAUAUCAGCCGAAAAAACUAAGGCAGAGCACAAAUCAAGAAGAUCAAGUGAUUCUAAAAUUCAGAAAGAUUCUCUGAGUUCCAAGCAACAUGGAAUCACAUUACAGAGAAGAAGUGAAAGUUAUUCAGAGGAUAAGUGUGAUACAGACUCAACUAAUUUAGAUAGUAAUUCAAAACCAGAAGAGGUUGUUCACAAGGAAAAGCGAAAAACAAAGAGCUUACUAGAGGAGAAACUUACGUUAAGGUCUAACCAAAAGCCAAAAAGUCAAGGUAAACAGUUAAAAGUAGUUGAAAUGGAAUCACAAGAAACUGUCACAAAACAGACAGCCACUCCAAAACCAGAUAAGGAGAAGAAUACAGAGGAGAAUGACCCAGAUAAACAGCGAAAGUCUAAAGUUGAAGACAAACCUGAGGAAAGUGGUGUUGAAGCUGUAUCGGAUAGUGCCUCUACUUCACAUGGUGCACAGAAGGAUUCUAAUCACAGAACCAAGUUAGCGUUAGCAAAGGAGAAAUAUAAGGCUGAUAAAGAUUCAGGCUCCUCCAGACCUGAGAGGAAGUUAUCAGAUGGGCACAAAAGCAGAAGCUUCAAGCAUGGUAGUAAGGAAGUGAAAAAGAAGGAAGAAAAAUCAGAUGACAAGGAUGGUAAAGAAGUUGACAGUAACCAUGAAAAGGGCAGAGGGAAUAGUUCACUUAUGGAAAAGAAAUUAAGUAGAAGGUUAUGUGAAAACCGAAGAGGAAGCUUGUCCCAAGAAAUGACCAAAGGAGAAGAAAAAUCAGCAAACUCUUUGAGUGCUCCCAAUAUUUCCUCUGUUCAGAAACCGAAAAAGACCAGUGAUGUCACAUUAAUGCCUGAACAAGAGCCAAUGGAAAUUGAUUCUGAGCCAGCUGUUGAAAAUGUAUUUGAAGUAUCUAAAACCCAAGACAGCAAUAAUAAUAAUUCGCAGCAAGACACUGACUCUGAAAAUAUUAUGAAACAUAAAACCACUAUCAUGGUUCUAAAUGAUGAAUUAAGAACUUCCACAGUAGAUUCAAAAACAGCAGUUGUAGCCUGUAAAUCAGGACGUGGGACAGUUGUUAGUAAUUCAGAAAAACACGCUGACCAUAAGGGCACCCUGACUAAGAAAGUGCAUAUCCAAAGUACUGUGUCCAAACUGAAUCCUGGGGAGAAAGAACCCAUUCAACAGGGAACUUAUGAAACAAACACAGACUCUGAAACUAGUCAUAGACCAAUGUGUCGAGCCCCAUCAGAAAAUGAUAGGACACAAAAGAAUCUGAAAAACACAACCGGACCCACUGAAGAACAUGUUGCUCAAGGACAUGCUGAUCAUGAACAUUCCCCAAAUUUAGAUCCUUCACCAUCCUUAAGUUCAGUAACUGUUAUGCCUCAGAAACAAUCUUGUGAUGCAGAUGUAAAUCCUUUGAUUGAGAAAACAACUGUUUUAGAAGGCAGCACAGCCAGCACCUCACUCGUGGAGCACUCUGAUAUUCCUAACCAAAGUGUGACUGUUAGAGAACCAGAAGUCCCUAGGACACAUGACAGCAAGGAAAGUGGGGUAGUUUCCACAGUAGAUACACCAACAAAAGCAAACAUGGAUAGCAGAAGACACAUUCCAGAAGAUGACCAGCCCACUGUGCUGCACACUAGACAAGGAAAAGUAAACAUUGACAGCAAGCUAACAGAUGUGAAUAUGGAAAAUGAGAAUGCUAACAAGGCAGGCAGCUUGAUGGACAUGACCAGGAGAGAAAGUGACUUUAACACAGAGCCUAGUUCAAAGCAGACAGUGAGAGCUGUACUAGAAAAUGGCAAAAAGCAUAGCAUCACUAUUGACCCUGCAGUAGGCAUGAGUACAGAACAAGAUGCUGAGACUGUACAACAUAAAUGUAGUAGUGGCCCAGGUGAUACAGAAGACACAUCAGUUGCAGUUGAAAGAAGGACUGAAAACAAUGAGGUUGACACCAGUGCUGGAAGUAAUGCUGCUUUCUCCGUGUUACAGCAGAGGAAUGAAAAGACUGCCAAUGGGGCAGCUGGGUCUGGCAGAGCAGAGAAGACUUCUCUUGCCACUAGUACUGCAGGAAAGGAUGAAGGUGUUCCCUUACACACAGUAAAGGCAGGGGAUGCCACAACCACUUCCUCAGAAACAGGAGAGGGUGAGGUAGCUGUGCCCUGCACCAGCAUUGAGGCAGAUGAAGGCUUCAUAACAGGUGCAUGUUCUAGAAACAAUCCUCUCCAUGCUGGGGCAGAAGCCAGUGAAUGCACUGUCUUUGCUGCAGCUGAAGAAGGUGGAGGUAUUGUCACAGAAGGAUUUGCUGAAAGUGAAACUUUCCUCACAAGCACCAAGGAAGGAGAGAGUGGAGAGUGUGCCAUGGUUGAAUCUGAAGAAAGGGCAGUGGAGCCUGUGGUUGCUCACACAAUUACGGUUGAAGACAAUGUCAACAGUGGUGUGACAGAAGAGAAAGAUGAUGCUGUCACUAGUGCUGGCUCUGAAGAAAAGUGUGAUGGUUCUUCACGUAGAGACUCGGAAAUGGCUGAGGGAACUGUUGCCUUUAUUAUUAGUGAAGUUGAAAGUGAUGGCGCAGUGACAAGUGCUGGAACAGAAAUAAGGGAGGGCUCCUUAAGCAGUGAAGAGGUGGAUGGAUUUCAGAGAAAUAUGACAAGAAUGGACCCCAAAAAAGAGACUGAGGGGACUGUGACAUGCACCGGAGCAGAAAGGAGAAGUGCUACCUCUGUUAUGUGCUCUGUAACAGGCGCCGAGCAACAAGAGGAGCAUGUGGCCCUGGUCAGUAACGACACACCACCAGGAACCAGUGCCCCCCAGGAAGGAGAUGCUUCUGUGAAUGAUGGGGCAGAAGGCGAAAGUGCCGUCACCAGCACAGGAAUAACAGAAGAAGAUGGAGAGGGGCCAGCGAGCUGCACAGGUUCAGAAGAGGGCAGUGAGGGCUUUGCUCUAAGUUCUGAAUCAGAAGACAGUGGAGAGAGUGCAAUGGACAGCACAGUAGCCACAGAAGCCACUAAUGUGCCAUCGGUUGCCGCUGGGCCAUGUGAUGAUGAAGGAAUCGUAACUAGCACAGGUGCAAAAGAGGAGGAUGAGGAAGGCGAAGGGGUGGUGACCAGUACUGGAAGAGGAAAUGAAAUUGGUCAUGCAUCCAUUUGCACUGGGACAGAGGAGGAAAGCGAAGGUGUAUCGAUUUGUGGAAGUGCUGAAGAAGGUGAUAGUCAGAUCGGUACUGCAGCAGGGUGCAUGGGAGCUGAUGCCGGACCUGCCAUCACCAAUGCCAAUGAGAGCAAUGUUGACAGCAUGAGUGGUGUGGAGAAGGGCAUGAAACAAGUAGAGAUCUGCUCCAGUGCAAAAGGGAUUGUAGAAAGUAGUGUGACCAGUGCAGCUUCAGGGAAGGGUGAAGUGGCACCGGUUCCCGAGGGUUGCGAGGGUCCCAUGACUAGUGCUGCUUCAGGUCAGAGUGACAGUCUGCUCAACAGAAAAGAAAAAGUUGAGGAUACCACUAUUUCAACUGGCUUGGUGGGAGGCAGUUAUGAGGUACUUGCAUCAGGGGCAGUCCCAGAACGGGAAGCUGGUCACACAUCACCCAAUGGAAAAGAAGACGAAGGUAUCAUCACUUCUGUGGACCAUGAAGAAUGUGAUGGCCUUAUGGCCACCACAGCCAGUGAUAGUGUUACCAACCAAACUUGUGUAGCUGGGGCCAAAAGUCCAGGCAAAGGCUUGAUGAUUUCCACCAGCACCACAAAUGACUACACCUCUCAGUUAAGCACAGUUACAGGCAUGGAAGAAGGUCAUUCAAGCGCCCUUCGAACUGGAGAAAGUAUAGAAGGCACCAGAAUAAACAUGGAGGAAUUUGAGGCCCCCAUGCCUAGUGCGGUGUCAGGAGAUGGAAGCCAACUCCCCGUGAUGAGAAAUGAAGAGAAAGAUGAGUGUGCCAUGAUUUCCACGAGCAUAGGGGAAGAGUUCGAAGUGCCCAUUUCCAGCGCCACAACCGUCACAUGUGUGGAGAGUCAGCCGCCAGUGGCUGCUGCCGAAGAAAGCACUCCAGGCCCCAGCCUGGCGAGCACUGAUGACUUUGAGGGUCCCAUGCCCAGCGCUCCCGCAGAAGUUGAAAGCCCUCUUGCCUCAACCAGCAAGGAGGAAAAAGAUGAGUGUGCACUCAUUUCCACCAGCAUAGCAGAGGAGUGCGAGGCCUCUAUUUCUGGUGUCCUUGCAGAAAGUGAAAAGGUGCGACCUGCUACCAUCCUAGAAGAGAAAGACGGGAGUGCCAUCAUCUCCACCAGCUCGGGAGAAGACUGUGAGGGCCCUGUGUCCAGCGCUGCCCCUCGGGAGGAAGUCCAGCCCUCGGUCACACGAGUGGAGGAGAUCAGUGACACCACCAUGAUUUCCACGAGCACCUCUGAAGGCCGCGAGGCAGUCAUGAUGGGCGCUGCCCCGCAGGAUGAUGAGCCACCCACCGCAGCAAGGAUGGAGGACUUGAGUGAUGCUGCCAUCAUCUCCACCAGCACAGCCGAGUGCAUGCUGGCGCCCACUGGCCUCGACAGGCAUGAGGAGGGCCCACAGACCGCAAGCAACCUGGAUGGGAAAGAGGACACGUCAGCCACCAGGAUGAACAAGAGCGAAGCCCCAAGUCCCAGCCUGAUGGCUGAGAACAGCCAUCUGCCCCCUGGGCCGCUGGCAGGGAACAGAGCCAUGGGUCCCGAGGAGGGGCACCACAGGCUGGCUGUCAACGUGCAGUCUGCUGUGGGUGGCCAACUAGGUGCUACGGGAGCACUGGAAGAGGGGUGCAGCAAGGAUGGGCCCCAUGAGGUGCCGCUGGCAGGGAAGGGACAGAGUCAGAACAGUUCGUGCCUCGGAAAUGCUGCAGACAGGAGUGUGUGGCUGAGCUCUGUUCAGGGAGGGCAGGGCAGCCAGGAAGCAACUCCUGCAGGGCAUAGCACCUGUUGGGCAGGGAGGGGCUUGAAGAGGGGAGCAGACUCACCUGAGGAUCCAAUGGGACCAGAGCAAAUGGCAGGGCCGAGAGCUGAGGACCCUUCCCUUAGGACCUCCUGUUUGCCAGCAGUAAGUCUCGGUGCUAAGAAAGCCGAUGAUGUGCCACCUGCCAGAGACUCCGCAGGGGAGCUGCCCUCCCCUGAGCAGUCCUGGCCCUCAGCCCCCGUGAAGACCACCACUGAAUGUAUUAAUGGCCAAGAAUCAGAAAUUGGCCCUUCCCAGGUGCCAGCCCUUCCAGCUGCCUAUGAUGGCAAACGGCUGGUUCAAGGGUCCAGUGAGAAAGCAGGAGAUGGUAAUGGCAUGAGGAAAUCAUCCCAGCAGGAAGGAGACCUCAAGGUCACUAUUCCACCUGAAGAAAAUUUUCAUGACCUAGGUGUUGAAGAGUCUCCGUUGAAUGUUUCGGGAGGACAGGCACUGAAAGGCACCUUGAAAACUGAGACAUCUGUAUCAUCAGAGGAAGAGAAAAAACAUGAAAUUCUAGCAGCACCAAAAAGUCCAUGUGGGAGAAAGCCAAGUGGAGUAGCUGAGCAACAGAGGGAGCCUUUCUUGGCGAAUGAAUCACUUAAUGUAAAAAAUUCAGGCUCAAGAGCAAAUGAAGAAAUUCAUAGCAAAUCUUCCAACAAAGAAGAGAUAUCCAACAGCAGAAAAGACAACACAGAAGCCUUAAGAGAUUACAGUGUUGAAGCAAAUCCUAAAGAGGUUGAAGAGGAAGAAAGGCAGAUGCCUAAAAGAAAAAGAAAGAAGCAUUAUCCCUCCUCAGAAGAUGAACUGGAUGAUAAUCCAGAUGUCCUAGAUUCCAAAAUAGAAACAGCACAGAGGCAAUGUUCUGAAACUGAACCACAAGAUACAAAGGAGGAGAACGCUGGAGAUUUGGAAGAAUUCUCUAAAACAAGUUCUAAGACAAACAGCACUGCUUCAAGGGCCAUGGAUGAAAAAGAUGAAUACAGCAGCGGCGAAGCUGCUAGUGAAAAGAUGGAGCAGAAUGACGAUGACAACAUGAAGUCUCAGGAGGAAGAUCAGCCAGUAAUUAUUAAAAGGAAAAGAGGAAGACCUCGUAAACACCCCGUAGAAACCAUGUUAAAAACAAAAGAGGACUGCAAAACAGAUACUGGCACCGUCAAUGUAGAACAGUCUUCACCUGGCAGCAAACCAAAAUUAACACAGACAGAUGAGUCCAAUAAAGAAACCACUACCCCACAAGAAAGAAGUAUGAGCAACGAUGAUGGCGAAGAAAAAACAGUAGCAAAUGUGCGUCGGAGAGGAAGAAAGCCCAAGCGUUCGCUCACUCUGUCAGAUGAUGCUGAAUCUUCAGAACCAGAAAGAAAACGCCAGAAAUCAGUUUCUGAAGCCACUGAGGACAAGAAAGACCAGGAGUCUGAGGAAGAAGAGGAAGAGGAGGAAGAGGAUGAGCCCUCAGGAGCCACCACAAGAUCCACCACCAGAUCAGAGGCUCAGAGAUCGAAGGCCCAGCUCUCCCCUUCCAGCAAGCGCAAGAGGGGCCAGCCCCCCGGAGCCCGGACUAGAGGCCAGCAGAGGGUGGAAGAAGCCCCUCCGAAGAAGGCCAAGCGGUAAUCCUGGUCACCACCACCACCAUGCCCCUGGCGUGUUGGAGACACAGGCGAGAGGAGAGAGUAAGCCUCGGGGCCAGAAGCUUUUUUUUUUUUUUAACCAGGGAAAGGACAUGCAUGUGCUGUAA